AUGUCGACUCCAACAACUGCAACUGCGACUCACCCUCAAAGCCACUAUCACUACGGCGCUCCGUUCUCCCACCCGCAUCAACACCAACAGUACCAUUCGACGUCGACGGGCCAGUACGUUUUACCUGCCCCAGCAACAACGACACGAUUACCGCCCAUAAAGAACCUCCACGCUCCUAAACCAACCAGUGGCCACGCGAGCCCACAUGGGCCGCCGGUGACCCUAUCGUCGGGAACAUCGGCUACACUGUCUACACCUCGCUCCGAAUACACAUCAACUGUAAUGCCCUCAAGUACAACGACUGCUACAAUCACUAGACCCGAAGAAAUGGACGUCGCAGGUCCGCGAAAAAGAAGGCGUUCAAAGGGUCCCGACUGGGAUAACUUUUACAAGAAUGGGCUUCCUCGGGAGGUCAUCGUCAUUGAUGACGACUCAGAGCCUGAAGUCCUGUCACAGUCGACCGCCCCGGGCUCAUCACACACAAUAAUCAAUGGCCAUGCUACCCAUGCGAAUGGCAAUGGCCACGCAUAUAUGAACACUGUACCCGCAAACUCUAGAAGUCAGCAUACCGCCAAGAGGAGACGACGAGACGGCGAGCCAUCGGCUCACUACGAUCCGGUCCAUAACCAACUUGUGGGUUCGCACACAAACACUCCAGCUUCGACAAUAUCAAGCGAUCGUACAACCUCAGCCAUCGCCACCACAGCUCCGACUUCUCUAGGAUCUAGCUCCUCAAACGGGCACUACGAAGAUGCAAACGCCGGCCAAAAGCGUAAGAGGACAACGCGACAGCAGGCAGGCCAGGCCAAGAGAAGAGAAGCUGCUCUGUACGGCGAUGCUGCCUACACUAACUAUCAACCUCCUGCGAAACCCAUAAAGAAGGCCCCUGAGGUCAGCGUCAGAGUUGUGCACGAUCCCAAUCUGAAGAAUCUCAAGGUUGACGACGAAGACGGACACUACAUUGUUGUACCCGAUGCAGAACUCACAGAAGACUACCAAAUGAUUAAAUUGCUAGGCCAAGGAACGUUUGGCAAGGUAGUUCAAGCCAGGGAUCGCAGGAGAAACGAACUCGUGGCUAUCAAGAUCAUCAGAUCGGUCCAGAAGUACCGAGAUGCCUCGAGGAUUGAGCUGCGGGUGUUGCAGACACUUAAACUGAACGACCAAGAAAAUCGGAAUCGAUGCAUCCAUCUCCGAGACACCUUCGACUUCCGCGGCCACAUCUGCAUAGUCAUGGACCUUCUAGGCCAGAGCGUCUUUGACUUUUUGAAGAGCAACCAGUUUACGCCUUUCCCUAACAGUCAAAUCCAAAGCUUUGCUCGGCAGCUGUUCACCAGCGUGGCUUUCCUUCACGAUCUCAACCUUAUACACACAGAUCUCAAGCCCGAGAACAUCCUGUUGGCUGAUGCCACGUACCAGACGUUCACGUACAACCGCAAAAUUCCAAGCUCGUCAACCACAGUUGGCAGAACUGCGACGCAGCGCAAAGUUCUCUUGGACACAGAGAUCAGGUUGAUUGACUUUGGGUCUGCCACAUUCCAGGACGAAUACCACUCCUCAGUGGUGUCUACAAGGCAUUACAGGGCUCCCGAGAUCAUCUUGGGCCUUGGCUGGUCUUUCCCUUGCGACAUAUGGAGCAUAGGUUGCAUCCUCGUUGAGUUUUUUACCGGCGAUGCUCUGUUCCAGACACACGAUAAUCUCGAGCAUCUGGCUAUGAUGGAGGCCGUUGUCGACCGCAAAAUCGACACACAUUUGGUGCAGCAGGUUCACCGCAACACAAGAAGCGGGCCGAACCCAGCGACAAAGUACUUCAAACGGUCUCGUCUCGACUUCCCCUCGGUUGAUACGCAACGAGCGUCGAAAAAAUAUGUGAAGGCUAUGAAGAAGCUUCCGGAUAUAAUUCCAUGUCAGAACACAUUUAUGAAGCAGUUCCUCGAUCUCUUGACCAAAAUAUUCGUAUACGACCCUGCCCGCCGCAUCACGGCCAAGGAAGCCCUACAACACCCUUGGUUUAGGGAGGUUGCACACCCAGAUGACGGUUCCGAAGCGGCCAGGAUCAGGGCCGAGAGGAUGAGCAAAAACGAGCUCCACACGCGGCAAACCGAGCGACAUGAUUGA
This is a messenger RNA of Pyricularia pennisetigena, 2115 nucleotides long. RefSeq lists its product as uncharacterized. Bases 1 to 2115 code for a protein of 704 amino acids. The transcript is spliced from 6 exons. The record is from RefSeq and is a predicted model, not a curated record. Gene Ontology annotation, biological process: protein phosphorylation. Gene Ontology annotation, molecular function: ATP binding; protein kinase activity. Gene Ontology annotation, cellular component: nucleus. NCBI's taxonomy places the organism in Eukaryota, Fungi, Ascomycota, Sordariomycetes, Magnaporthales, Pyriculariaceae.